This is a messenger RNA of Durusdinium trenchii, 969 nucleotides long. The record is from the annotation of a GenBank genome assembly. NCBI's taxonomy places the organism in Eukaryota, Dinophyceae, Suessiales, Symbiodiniaceae.
AGGUCGAGAACGGGGACAUGAACUGGAUCAUUCCUGACAAGUUCUUGGCAUUUGCAGGGCCUAGCCCGACUUCUACAGAUGCCGAUGGGUUUCCUGCGUUUACUCCAGAGGACUAUGUGCCAAUCUUCCGCGACGCGGGAAUAGGCCUUGUAGUGCGGUUGAACAAGAAACAGUACGAUCGGCGGCGAUUUGCAGACCAUGGCUUGAAGCAUGUUGAUCUCUACUUUUUGGACGGCAGCUGUCCAGAUAAGGAGAUCAUCUCCAAAUUCCUUCUCAUUGUCGAGAAUGAGCCCAGUGCAGUCGCUGUCCACUGCAAGGCAGGCUUGGGACGCACAGGAUCAUUGAUUGGCCUUUAUGCUAUGAAGCACUACCAAUUUCCUGCCCGAGCCUGGAUUGGGUGGAACAGGAUAUGCCGUCCAGGUAGUAUCUUGGGCCCCCAGCAACAGUUCCUCUGUGACAUGCAGCAAGACAUGUGGCAGGCUGGAGAAGCGGCGAGGGGGCCAUCUGCAAGUCUGACAACAGACCUCGAGAAGAAGAUGGCUGAUUUAAGCCUUCGGGAUCUUCGACAGGCGGAAAGACAGGAAGAUGUCGGACAAGGUGACCGAUUGGUUGGAGCCAAGCGACAGGGUGGAAGUCCCAGCGGCUCUCCAGCAGCAGCCAUUAGUGUCAAUGGUGCUCCGAUGAUAGCACUGCCUCGAAUGUCUGCAAAUGGGGCGCAAGAUCCCCCAACACCUCUAAGCCCUUCGGCGAAGCCGGGUGCCAGGGGUGAGGACCGCCCUGUGAUGGGCAUGCUCCGACGCAGCCUAAAUGGAAUCUUUGGCCAAUGAGGCUUCGCACCAAUGCAGGCCGAGCGUGGUUGCAUUGCAUUUGGUGAGAAGCCUGUCAUCCUUGAGGAUCAUAGAAGCAAAGCCAAUUUGAGCUUUAGCAAGAGCAAAGUCGAGCAAAGUGGCCUAUUAGUCUGAUUUCAAC